Messenger RNA from Boleophthalmus pectinirostris (great blue-spotted mudskipper), 3914 nucleotides. RefSeq names its product signal transducer and activator of transcription 6, interleukin-4 induced (gene stat6). Gene Ontology annotation, biological process: response to peptide hormone; growth hormone receptor signaling pathway via JAK-STAT; regulation of transcription by RNA polymerase II. Bases 680 to 2983 code for a protein of 767 amino acids. The transcript has 21 exons. The record is from RefSeq and is a predicted model, not a curated record. Gene Ontology annotation, molecular function: RNA polymerase II cis-regulatory region sequence-specific DNA binding; DNA-binding transcription factor activity, RNA polymerase II-specific. NCBI's taxonomy places the organism in Eukaryota, Metazoa, Chordata, Actinopteri, Gobiiformes, Gobiidae.
UUUACGCGCAAUUUGAACACACUUUUAAAUUCUGAUGUCAUGCUUACUAAAAGUCCUAGUACUUAAUGGCACACAGUGCAGUGGUUUACAUUUAACACGUGGUGGUCUUCAUAAGUGCCUCUAAGUGCUCGGUCCUGAUACGGUUGGAUCAGAUGUCAGCUCAGAUCACAGAUUACUGGAAGUUUUGCUAUCGUGUGGAAACGUCACUCCGCCUCCGCUUCUGUGGAAGUAUAUCCUAGGUACUUUGGUUGUUUCAGGUGGCGAUUUCAGAGCCUAAAUUACCUCUGUUGAAACAUAUUUUCUUUCUCAAAAGCUUUUUACAGGAUCUCGAGUCCGCUCUUUAUAAACUAUCGCUUAUUAGUUUCGUUUAGUAAAUUUGAGUCUUGGUCAGGAAAUAAAGUCCUCGGAUCGCCGUGCGCAAAAGGGAAGUGAGCAAGUAAUCUAGAAAACUGAAAAGUUUUCAGUGGCCUCACGAAAGCUGUUACGUGGUCAGACUAACUUUCUUUUGGACUUUACUCAGCCACAUCCCUGAGAGACGACAUCUGGGGCGAACUGAAUUAUGGGACACGGAAAUAUCAAUAACUGAAAGUUUGCGUACCAGCCAUAUUAGAAGAAAGAGACGAGCCAACUAUACGUUUUGUUAUCCAGCACACGGAAACAUUGUUAACUGUGAGUGACCAUGGCGCAGUGGUCUCAGAUGACCCAGCUCUUCCAGUUUCUGUCCCACGAGAUGGUGAACGAUCUGUACCCCUCCACUUUCCCCAUCGAUGUGCGGCACUUUCUCGCAGAUUGGAUCGAGCAACAGAUCUGGGAGGACUUUGAGCCUGGCAAAACUGAGCUGGAGGCUCGGGCCAAAUACCAGCUGGACCAAGUGAUCAACCUGCUUCAAAUCAUCUCCGAGCAGAACAGUAGUAUAGUGGACAAGAUGAAGCUCAGACAGAUCAGCAAAACUCUGGUAUGCAUUGGCAGUGUAUUCCAGCCACGACCUCUAGAGUUUGGAAUAUUGGUUAGAGACAUCCUCAGGAAAGAACAGUUUCUGCUCAGCAAUUACCCACAGAUCUCAUGCCCCCAGUAUCAGCAGAAGCCCACAGCUCCGGAGAUCACCAUGGACCAACUAGUCAACAAAGUGGUGGAGAUCCAAGACAUCCGGCAGAAGAUUCACGUGCUACAGGAAGAACUCAACCUGGAUCAGGAAAAAUUUGAAGCAAUGGCUCCACAAGGGUCUGUGGUGCAGAAUGGUCUAGAUCCUUCCAGUGAAGAUCCACAGAAAAACCUUCGUAUUUGUAUCCAGCAGAAAAAGUACAGUCUGCACUCUAUGGCGAUGACCAGAGUCCAGCUCCUCCAGGAGUGUUUGGAAAGACUGGAGCAGUACCAGCUGGACCUCAUUUCCAAACUCAAGACCUGGUGCUACGAGCAGCACAAAGCGGCCAUUGGCCACCCCUUUGACGACAACCUACACCCCCUGCAGGCUGGGUUUGAGCAGUUACUGGAGAUGAAUGCAAAGCUGCGUCAAGAGGUAUUUUUGGUCGGAGAUCCAACAAUCGUGGGCCUAACAGAGAAACUGACCUCUCUACUCACUGUCCUAGUCCAGAGCUCUCUGGUUAUUGAAAAGCAGCCUCCGCAGGUCAUCAAAACACAGUCUAAAUUCUCUGCAUCUGUGCGAUAUCUGUUUGGGGAUAAGAUUGCUCCAGGAAAACCUGCCAUGUUAAAGGUGCAGAUUAUCAAUGAACAGCAGGCUCGAGGGCUGGGCCAAGGGGGCUUACUCAGUGAUAAUGUUGGAGAGCUGAUGAACCACACAGCUAUCCUGGAGCACAAUACAACCACGAAAUCCACAUCGGCUGCCUUCAGAAAUAUGUCCAUCAAAAAGAUCAAGAGGGCAGAGAGAAAGGGCUCGGAGUGUGUGACAGAGGAGAAGUUUGCUUUGCUGUUUUCUGGAGAGAUCCACGUUACUGGCUGUGACUACCCCUACAGCAUACAUGUAAUUUCGGUGCCAAUAGUGGUCAUUGUUCACGGCAGUCAAGACAUCAAUGCUAUGGCCACAGUUAUCUGGGACUGUGCUUUUGCAGAACCAGACAGGGUGCCAUUCGUGGUCCCAGACCGGGUGCCAUGGAGACAGAUGUGUAACACACUGAAUGUGAAGUUCACAUCGGAGGUGAACACUCAGCAGUCUCUGAACGACUACAACCUACUGUUUCUGGCUCAAAAGAUCUUUGACAAACACGACAUCUGUGACUUUAGCAACAUGUUUGUGUCCUGGUCCCAGUUCAACAAGGAAACACUUCCAGGACGGUCCUUCACUUUCUGGCAGUGGUUUGAGGGAGUGAUGGAGCUGACCAAAAAGCACCUUCACUCUUACUGGAGCGACAGGUUGAUUUUUGGCUUUAUUGGGAAGCAGCACUUACAUGUAAUCCUCAAAGACCGACCAGGUGGCACAUUCCUCCUGCGCUUCAGUGACUCAGAGAUUGGAGCCAUUACUAUCGCCUAUGUUGCUGUCUCUGAAAAUGGAGUUCCAAAGGUGCAAAAUAUAAUGCCUUUCAGCAAAAAAGACCUGGAAAUCAGUGGCCUUGGAAACCGCAUCAUUGACAUCAACUAUUUAACAUAUCUGUAUCCCAAUAUUUCAAAAAACGUUUUUAAAAAGUACUACAUAGGACCUGCAAAGGCUGCUGGCUCAGGUUACAUCCCAGUCCAGUUGGUCACUGUGGCACAACCUUCAGACAUGAAUGGCUCUUCAAACCAAAACAUUAUGAGACCCGCUCCAACUCUGAGCAGCCCUGAGCCCUACCCUUUGGACUCUAACUCUGCUCAAAAUCCAGUCUCCAUGAUUGCACAGUAUUCUCCAAACUGUCCGGACCCCAUUUACAUGGAUCCCAGUUUAGCACUUAGUGACCAACAAGUUGCCUUUAACAUGUCAGACAGUACUAAAAUGGAUUUGGGAGAUUUUGGUGAUUUUCUUUCUGAUCUAACAAUGGACAAUGCCCCCUGACUGUGAAAAGGGAUUUGGUUUCUUGGACCAACAUAAGAACAUGUAAAUAGGAAAACACGGCAUGGCGUUACUGGCCCUAAAGUAAGUUCUGUUUUAGUUAUGACUUACUUAUAAAUUGUGUUGCUGAUACAAUAAUGGACAAACUAGGUUGGGUAAAAACUGAAUGGCCUUGUUGUUUGGCUACAUCUGUCUCUUUCUCAUUAAAAGUUAUUCUGAUGGUGCAGGGUCUGAGAAAUUACAUGAUAAUUUUCUUCACUAAGCAUGACAGACCAUAUAUUUAUACAAUGUUCUUUUUCAGCUAUUUUUCUCAAAAUAGAAACAGGGAAAGUAUUUGACAAGAGUAUACCAAAGAACAUGGAUACUUUCUCUGUAGACAUAUCUAUAAAAGUGCUAGACUAGUGCAUAAAUCAAAGGAUAACUUGUUGUGUUAUUGUUCCAGUAUUGUUCUGGUAUGUCUGUUACAACCUGAGGUGUUUUUUAUUAAGCUCUAAAAGAAAUGUUUUUCUUUUUAUUCAUUUAAGAUAUAAUUUUGUUCAGUUUUGUUUGUUCUGUUCAGUUUUUGAGGACCUUAACUUGUAAAAUGAUCUGUAAGUGGAGUACUAAUAUGUAUGCUUUUGCACUGGUUUCUUAAAAAUGUAUAUACCGGUAGUUGCUUUGUUAAUCUGGCUUUUCCAAUUUUUUUUGCCGUCAUGUUUAUUUUACAUAUGAAAAUGUUGGCUGUAUAACUCCUCUAAUUUGAUGAAUACAAAAAUAGCUUUGUGAAGUUUUUGUUUAUUGAAAUGUCCCGUGGCUCACAUUAAAAUGGGCCUUGGGGGAUAUGUUGGUCCCAUAUUCUGUAUAAAGAAGUCUAUGGUUGGUACUGUUGUUUUGUUUGUGUGUAAAAAUCAUGCUGUACAGUAACAUUAAAUAAAACAGAGAAGGAAGUUAGAAA